This is a messenger RNA of Hipposideros armiger (great roundleaf bat), 4893 nucleotides long. It is a transcript of the gene TPP2, whose product is annotated as tripeptidyl peptidase 2. NCBI's taxonomy places the organism in Eukaryota, Metazoa, Chordata, Mammalia, Chiroptera, Hipposideridae. Gene Ontology annotation, biological process: proteolysis. The coding region runs from base 95 to 4045 and encodes 1316 amino acids. Gene Ontology annotation, cellular component: cytosol. The transcript has 31 exons. The record is from RefSeq and is a predicted model, not a curated record. Gene Ontology annotation, molecular function: tripeptidyl-peptidase activity; serine-type endopeptidase activity.
CCCACCCAGGCCCGCGGCCGCCCGGGUGUCCUCGCGCUGCUUGUCCGCGCGCCACCUGGCAGUUUGCCUCUUCCUCGUCCUCCAGCUUGCGUCCAUGGCCACCUCCGUCACCGAGGAGCCCUUCCCCUUCCACGGCCUCCUGCCCAAGAAAGAGACCGGGGCCGCCUCCUUCCUCUGUCGCUACCCGGAGUAUGACGGGCGGGGAGUGCUCAUCGCUAUCCUGGACACCGGGGUUGACCCCGGGGCACCGGGCAUGCAGGUUACAACUGAUGGAAAACCAAAAAUCAUUGACAUCAUUGACACAACAGGAAGUGGUGAUGUGAAUACCACUACAGUAGUAGAGCCAAAAGAUGGUGAAAUUAUUGGCCUUUCGGGAAGAGUGCUUAAGAUUCCUGAGAACUGGACAAAUCCCUCAGGCAGAUAUCACAUUGGCAUAAAAAAUGGCUAUGACUUCUAUCCAAAGGCUCUCAAGGAAAGGAUACAGAAAGAACGGAAGGAAAAAAUCUGGGACCCUGUUCACAGAGUGGCCCUGGCAGAAGCCUGUAGGAAACAGGAAGAAUUUGAUGUUGCCAACAGUUGCCCUUCGCAAGUCGGUGCUAGUGGUUUUUAUUUAAACAUUACCAUAGAACCAUCCAUAUACCACAGACUUCUUAGAGAAGCAAAUAAACUAAUCAAGGAGGAGCUUCAAAGCCAAGUGGAAUUACUAAAUUCUUUUGAGAAAAAAUAUAGUGAUCCUGGGCCUGUAUAUGACUGCUUGGUAUGGCAUGAUGGUGAAGCCUGGAGAGCCUGCAUUGAUUCGAAUGAGGAUGGGGAGUUGAGUAAAUCGACUGUGUUGAGAAACUAUAAAGAAGCCCAAGAAUAUGGCACUUUUGGCACAGCUGAGAUGUUGAAUUAUUCCGUUAAUAUAUAUGAUGAUGGAAACCUGCUCUCUAUUGUGACCAGCGGAGGUGCUCAUGGGACACACGUAGGUAGUAUAGCUGCUGGGCAUUUUCCCGAAGAGCCUGAACGGAACGGGGUAGCUCCUGGUGCCCAGAUUCUUUCAAUCAAGAUUGGCGAUACCAGACUGAGCACAAUGGAAACAGGCACAGGCCUUAUAAGGGCUAUGAUAGAAGUUAUAAAUCAUAAGUGUGAUCUUGUGAACUAUAGCUAUGGAGAAGCAACUCACUGGCCAAAUUCUGGGAGAAUUUGUGAAGUAAUUAAUGAAGCAGUGUGGAAGCAUAAUAUAAUUUAUGUUUCAAGUGCUGGAAAUAAUGGUCCAUGCCUUUCUACAGUUGGUUGUCCAGGUGGAACUACGUCAAGUGUAAUAGGUGUUGGUGCUUAUGUUUCUCCUGACAUGAUGGUUGCUGAGUAUUCUCUGAGAGAGAAAUUACCUGCAAAUCAAUAUACGUGGUCUUCUAGAGGCCCCAGUGCUGACGGGGCCCUUGGAGUGAGCAUCAGCGCACCGGGAGGAGCCAUUGCUUCUGUUCCUAACUGGACUUUGAGGGGAACUCAGCUAAUGAACGGGACAUCUAUGUCUUCUCCCAAUGCGUGUGGAGGCAUCGCCCUGAUACUUUCAGGUCUGAAAGCUAAUAAUGUUAACUACACAGUUCAUUCAGUCAGAAGAGCUCUAGAGAACACUGCAGUGAAGGCUGACAAUAUAGAAGUAUUUGCCCAAGGACAUGGUAUUAUUCAGGUUGAUAAAGCCUAUGACUACCUCGUUCAGAAUACGUCAUUCGCUAAUAAAUUAGGUUUUACUGUUACUGUUGGAAAUAACCGUGGCAUCUACCUCCGAGAUCCUGUCCAGGUGGCUGCACCUUCAGAUCAUGGUGUCGGCAUUGAACCUGUGUUUCCCGAAAAUACUGAAAACUCUGAAAAAAUAUCCCUUCAACUUCAUUUAGCUUUAACUUCAAAUUCAUCUUGGGUUCAGUGUCCCAGCCAUUUGGAACUCAUGAAUCAAUGUAGACACAUAAAUAUACGUGUGGAUCCCAGAGGCUUAAGAGAAGGAUUACAUUAUACAGAGGUGUGUGGCUAUGAUAUCGCAUCCCCUAAUGCAGGUCCUCUGUUCAGAGUUCCAAUCACUGCAGUUAUAGCAGCAAAAGUAAAUGAAUCAUCACAUUAUGAUCUAGCCUUUACAGAUGUCCAUUUUAAACCUGGUCAAAUUCGAAGACAUUUUAUUGAGGUUCCUGAGGGUGCAACAUGGGCUGAAGUUACUGUGUGUUCAUGUUCUUCUGAGGUGUCAGCCAAGUUUGUUCUUCACGCAGUACAGCUUGUGAAGCAAAGAGCAUAUCGAAGCCAUGAAUUCUAUAAGUUUUGUUCCCUUCCAGAAAAAGGAACAUUGACUGAAGCUUUUCCUGUCUUAAGUGGGAAAGCAAUUGAAUUUUGCAUUGCCCGUUGGUGGGCAAGUCUUAGUGAUGUCAAUAUUGAUUACACCAUUUCUUUCCAUGGGAUAGUGUGUACUGCUCCUCAGUUAAACAUUCAUGCAUCGGAAGGAAUCAACCGUUUUGAUGUUCAGUCCUCCUUGAAAUAUGAAGAUCUGGCUCCCUGCAUAACUUUGAAGAGCUGGGUCCAAACACUACGCCCACUUAGUGCAAAAACAAAACCUUUAGGAUCAAGAGAUGUUUUGCCAAAUAAUCGUCAACUUUAUGAGAUGAUCCUUACAUAUAACUUUCAUCAACCCAAGAGCGGGGAAGUAACGCCAAGCUGCCCACUACUUUGUGAAUUAUUAUAUGAAUCAGAAUUUGACAGCCAACUGUGGAUUAUAUUUGACCAAAAUAAAAGACAGAUGGGUUCGGGCGAUGCCUAUCCACAUCAGUAUUCCAUGAAACUGGAGAAAGGAGAUUAUACAGUUCGACUACAGAUUCGUCAUGAGCAAAUCAGUGAUUUGGAACGUCUUAAAGAUCUUCCAUUUAUUGUUUCUCAUAGGUUGUCUAAUACCUUGAGCUUAGAUAUUCACGAAAAUCAUAGCCUUGCACUUCUAGGAAAGAAGAAAUCAAGUAAUUUAACACUACCACCCAAAUAUAACCAGCCAUUCUUUGUUACUUCCUUACCUGAUGACAAAAUACCUAAAGGGGCAGGACCUGGAUGCUACCUUUCAGGAUCCUUAACAUUGUCCAAAACUGAACUUGGAAAGAAAGCUGGGCAGUCUGCAGCAAAACGACAAGGAAAAUUUAAAAAGGAUGUAAUUCCUGUUCAUUACUACCUAAUAUCUCCACCAACAAAGACCAAGAAUGGCAGCAAAGAUAAGGAAAAAGAUUCUGAAAAAGAGAAGGAUUUAAAAGAAGAGUUUACUGAAGCAUUAAGAGAUCUUAAAAUUCAGUGGAUGACAAAGCUGGAUUCUGGUGAUAUUUAUAAUGAAUUGAAAGAAACAUAUCCUAAUUAUCUUCCUCUGUACGUUGCUCGACUUCAUCAAUUGGAUGCUGAAAAGGAACGAAUGAAAAGACUUAAUGAAAUUGUUGAAGCUGCAAAUGCUGUUAUUUCUCAUAUAGAUCAAACGGCCCUAGCAGUUUAUAUUGCAAUGAAGACUGACCCCAGGCCCGAUGCAGCUCUUAUAAAAAAACUCAUUGUCUUCACAAGUAUCGGUCAUGAGUUGGACAAAAUGCCUCAAAUAAGCAAGCAUUCUAGAGACUACCACUGUUCCCUGGAGUGCAGUGACAUGGACAAACAAAAAUCCACCCUCGUAGAUGCCCUUUGUAGAAAAGGAUGUGCGCUGGCCGACCAUCUUCUUCACACACAGGAUGAAGAUGGGGCUGUGUCAAGCGACGCGGAAGGAAGAGAGGAGGAGGGAGAAAGUACUUUGGAUUCUCUGACAGAAACUUUUUGGGAAACUACAAAGUGGACUGAUCUUUUUGACAAUAAGGUUUUGACAUUUGCAUACAAGCAUGCAUUAGUAAAUAAAAUGUAUGGGAGAGGCCUUAAAUUUGCAACUAAACUUGUGGAAGAAAAACCAACAAAAGAAAACUGGAAAAAUUGUAUUCAACUGAUGAAGUUACUUGGAUGGACCCAUUGUGCAUCUUUUACUGAAAACUGGCUCCCUAUCAUGUAUCCUCCUGAUUAUUGUGUGUUCUAAAAUAGGAACCAAGAGUUUAAAUUUUAAAAAAGAAAGUUUUAUAGUGAAUGGAUACAAAAACAAAUUUGUGGCAUUUUUAGUCUAAUGCAUGUUUUCAUCCGCUAUCAAAUACUGAUUAUUAAAAUGCUGUGUAUUUAUCAGAGAACUUGCUGGCGUGUGGCUUCAUACAUGUAAUGUAGACCUCUGACAUCAUGGUGUUUUCUUAACACCUCACACUGCUGGACUGGGCGACGCCCCAACUGCCAGCACUAGGACUUUGAGUUGGGUUGCAGCUGUUACAUGCAUGAUUGGUUUUGAGCAGUACCUUUUAACUGCAAACCUGUAAAGUUCUAUUUUUUAUUUUAUAAAUGAACAGGGUUUUAACAUGCUCAACUUUAAUUUUUUCAGUUGUAUGAAGGCCUUAAAAAAGCUACAUUAAGCGUAGCUAAAAUUAUUUAUUGGACUGAAAAAGUAACAGAACUUCACUUCCAGAUUUUUUUUUUUAAACAUUUACAUUCAAUUAAGGGGAAAAAAAUUAAAGGGGCACAAAUGUGUGGCAAUUUCUGGAGCAUAACUGCCCCCAUAAAUCUUCAUCUUGGAGUUAUUUCAGGCCAAUUAUAUUUUAACGUCCUCUUGACAUGCAGAGAGCAUCAGAAUGAACUAAUAAUACAUGUAUAAGUGCCAGACAGCUAAAUCUUUAUCAGGUAUUUUAAAGAUACACAUAUGGUAUGUUUAUUAACGUUGAAAUAAUGUAAACACGUGAAUAAAUGUGCAAAACCAAGAUCACAAUACACCAUAUGCACUCUGAUACCUUAAUUGUUUUUGUUUUUUUUUAUAAAUAAUAAAAGUGAAUAUUGAAGCUUCUUAAA